Oryzias melastigma (Indian medaka) is the source of this 4576-nucleotide messenger RNA. RefSeq names its product cyclin D2, a (gene ccnd2a). The coding region runs from base 369 to 1262 and encodes 297 amino acids. Gene Ontology annotation, biological process: regulation of cyclin-dependent protein serine/threonine kinase activity; mitotic cell cycle phase transition; positive regulation of G1/S transition of mitotic cell cycle. Gene Ontology annotation, cellular component: nucleus; cytoplasm; cyclin-dependent protein kinase holoenzyme complex. The record is from RefSeq and is a predicted model, not a curated record. Gene Ontology annotation, molecular function: cyclin-dependent protein serine/threonine kinase regulator activity. Lineage: Eukaryota; Metazoa; Chordata; Actinopteri; Beloniformes; Adrianichthyidae. The transcript has 5 exons.
GCUUUUCUCCGCCUCUUUCUGCGUUUAAACCCAAACUUUAGCAGCUCGUUGUCUUGCUCACCAAGACAUAAAGAGGGGCAGGGGUGCUGCGUCUGGCCUAUACAGAGGUAAUGAAGAGAAUUGCGUCAGUGGCGCACGCAGGCAGGCUUGAAAUGCGCCAGGCGGAUGAAAAGUAGAGGCGCACUGAGGGGAGAGAGGAAAAAAAGUUCUCAACAAGGAGAGGCAGGACGACUCUGCCGGAGCCCUGCAGUCUCGCUUUUUAUGCCUCGAGAAGACUCUUCCUGCCACUUUCUCAGCCUUUCCGCGCCGCAGCUCCGCGUUUCCGACGGACAAAAGCGACUUUUUCGCGCAAGUGAAGCGGCGGCACCAUGGAGCUGCUCUGCCUCGAAAUGGAAACCAACAUCAGAGCCCGACCCGAUCCGAACCUCCUGUGCGAUGACAGAGUCCUGCAGAGGCUGCUGACCAUCGAGGAGAGGUUUCUACCUCAGUAUUCCUAUUUUAAGGGCGUUCAGAAAGAUAUCCAGCCGUUCAUGAGGAGGAUGGUGGCGACUUGGAUGUUGGAGGUCUGUGAGGAGCAGAAGUGCGAGGAAGAGGUUUUUCCUUUGGCCAUGAACUACUUAGACAGAUUUUUAGCCAUGGUACCAACCAAAAAGUGCAACCUGCAGCUGCUGGGAGCAGUCUGCAUGUUUCUAGCCUCCAAACUGAAAGAGACGCGUCCAUUAACUGCAGAGAAGCUUUGCAUCUACACAGAUAACUCCAUUAGACCACAAGAGCUGCUGGAAUGGGAACUGGUGGUUUUGGGGAAGUUGAAGUGGAACUUGGCAGCGGUAACGCCAAACGACUUUAUCGAGCACAUUGUGAGGAGGCUGCCGCUACCCGAGGAUAAGCUGGCACUUAUACGUAAACAUGUCCAGACCUUCAUCGCCCUCUGCGCCACAGAUUUCAGAUUUGCCAUGUACCCUCCCUCCAUGAUCGCCACAGGGAGCGUGGGGGCUGCGAUCUGUGGCCUGCAGCUGGACUCAGCUGACCAGUCACAGUGGGGGGACAGUCUGACCGACCUGCUGGCCAAAAUAACCAACACAGAAGUGGACGUUCUGAAGGCGUGCCAGGAGCAGAUCGAGCGCGUGCUGGAGAGCAGCCUCCGCGAGGGCCGGCAGCAGCAGCAGCAGCAGCAGCAGACUCAGAGAGGGCCCAGCGGGAAAGGCCUGGACGAGCUGGACCAGUCCUCCACCCCGACAGACGUCCGCGAUGUCAACUUGUGAAGCGCCGGAGGGCAUCAUUGCACAGGAUUUACAAGCAAACACAAAAAAAAUUAAAAAAGAGAAACGUCGUUUAAAAAAAACUCAACUUUCUUAAAACCAGAAAAAAAAGAACAAAACAACGAAAAAAAUGUUGAAAAAACACAAGCCCUUUUAACAGAUAAAGAACAAUGCUUGCUAGUUUUGUGAAGUAUCUGUUGAAAAGCACCUGCACAUGUAAUCGAUUUUCUACCAUCUGGUCUGAAAGCAACAAAUCUGCGUGAAGAUGAAGCUCUGUGGUGCCUUGGAUAUACAGAAGGGAAGCCAAUCAUAUUUGCAUUCUGCCUUUGAUUGUAUAGUGUGACCUUUAAGUUAUAUUUUAACCCUAGCUUGAUGAUGAGGCUGUUGAAGUCGAGGAAACCAUUAAGAAGCUGCAUAUACGGGAUCACUGCUGGGCUUAUGUCUCUGUCACAUGAUCGAGCUCCUCCACCACCAGGGAGGCGGAGCCAGCAGGAACAUUGUGCCGAUGGGUUCCACUUCCUGGCUGGGAUGAUAUUAAUUAUUAGAUGAUUACUUGUUUUUAAUAUUAUCAUCUGUUGGAAGCGAGUAGUAGCUCCUUUUGUCAGGCUGCUUGUGUGUUUGCGCGUGGUUGUGCGAGUGUUGCGCGUGAUCCUCCAUCUUUAUUAGCAUUCUGUUGCAUAAGGCACUUGAACAAACACUUUGGUGUGUGAGGCGGGGCUACACAGGCUGUUUCCAUCCAUUUAACUGGGCAUCUACGCUGUGUCGCUGCCGUCACGCAUUAAUGUGGUUCAUUACCGCCUGGAACACGAGGCGGACUUGAGGACGGACGCCGCAUCUGUCUCGGAGCAUUUCACCUCCGGCUGAGGGACUCUGAGAGGCUUAUUACUGCCAUGCAACGGGGAAACAUCACAUCAGCUUCCGGUUCGGGCGUGUCCUCGGAUGUUGGAAGAGGAGUUUCCUGUAGAAAGAUUUUUUCUCUUUUUUUGUCUUUAUUUGUGUGAUUUAGCAGGCAGGAAAUGUAGGGAGCCGAGGAAAGACUUUGACGGGAGGAGCGUGGUAGUGUAGGAGGAGCAUGCUGCUGUUGUAGGAGAAGUGGAUGAUGUUCAGCUAGAGGCUGGAAGAAUUCAAAAAAAAGACAUCGAGAGGCUUCGUUAUAAGCUUUUGUAAUGGGGUACUGUCAGGUGAACAGUAUGUACUCGUUUCCAUUUGCAUGGAACUUGCAUGAGGAAGUUAGACAAUAGGCUGCCGGAUGGUGUGAGGACUUCACUCGAAGAGUCGGUAAAAUACUGUCAAUGCAUCUGGAGUCCCACAUGGAGCUGUGCUCAGCUCCCCUAUGAUUUCAAUGGUAAAGCACUUUGAGAACAUGCUCCCCAGGAGAUUAGAGAAUAAAAACGCUGGGUGGUGUUUUAGGUGAAUGGAUUUUUAUGUUUUUGUUUUCCUCAUUAGCCUUUUCUUUGGUUUUACUUUGUAGGGCUGGUUUCCCAAACAUUAGACACACCCUUGUCAAGCAAGAGUCCAUUUUAAAAACCUCGAGGACAUUCCGUACAAAAAACAAAGCAAACAUUCCUGCUCAAGUAAAGAUUUCAGGAGAAUUUGGACAUAAAAUGCCAAUACAACCUGGACAAAGAAUUCUCUUCCACGGGGUCAAGAAAUGAUUUUACUUGAAUUUUUAUUUAUCUGCGUCACAGCCAUGGAGAGCUGCAAAAAAAGGAGCUAAAAGACGGGAUGGAGGCUUUUGCACAUGUUCUUCAAAGGGUUUGUUUGGAACGGAUGUGCGAGGUGGUCAGUUGUUCAUAUGGUGCUGGCCUGACUGUCGGUGAAGGCCUCCGUCAUCUGUGAGGCAGACGUCUGUCCGCUCACGAGUCUGCCUCAGCCAGGUUCUAUGGAGGGAUGUUUGUGCCACCAUGUAGCAAAAAAUAAGGUCAGUUUGAAGAUCAAAAUCUUCUAAAUUGCAAACAAAAAGUAACGUGUUAAGAAAAUAAAUCAAAUUUGCAAAUACAAAUUUUGAAUAUUUGCUUUCAAAAAUAUUUUAUAUAUGUAAAAUAUUUAAUAUAUGGUUGAAGACCGUAGAGUUCUGAUCAGACAGGGCUGAUAGAAAGUCCAAAGUCGGCCUCGGCCCCCAAGACACCCGAUUGGAUAGAAUCAAAGAGUCAAAGUCAAGGCCCAGGGGCCGGAUCCGGCCCUCCAGAUCAUUUUAUUUUAUUGUUAUUAAUGACCCGAUGUUAUCCCAAUGUUGCGCUUAUUUCUAACUCGUUUAAUUUUGACAAAAUAUAUUUUUAUGAAGAAAUCUUGAAAGUUGUUGAAGGUCUAAGUUGAUUUAUUCUAGAAUAAUAUUCCUGUCUUUUUAACAUUCUUAAUUAUGUUAAAAAGUUUUAAAUUUAGGCUUUUUCUGUUUUUUAGGCUGUUUUGUAGUUUAACUAAUAUAUAUACGGUAGCCGUUUUAAUAACAUACGUUUUUUUUUUUUGUUUUUUUUUCAGCUAUCAUGCUACUUGUUUUGGCUAAUUUGGGAUUUUUUUUCAGUAUUUUAGAAUAUUUUGAAGUUUAGCCAUUUUUUCAGGUACAUGCUAGCUGUUUUGGCUAACUUUCUUUCUUUUUUUGUUUUUGUUUUUUGGCUAAUUUGGCAUUUACCUAACAUCAUAGCUGGCCAUAAGAGUAUUUUUUGAAAGCAAAUAUAUAUUUUCGUUUGCAAAUGAUGAAGUUUUAUUCUCAACACUUUCCAUUUUGUUUGCAGUGUUGAACAUUUUGAUCUCAAAUCUGUAACUUUGGCUUCCAGUAUGGUGGCCCAAUAAUCCCUCGACAGAUUUCAUCCUUUAAUGACGGAAUGAGAAGAAGCGGGGAUCUCUUUCAGUAAAACUGAACAGUUCAGUGGCACAUUUGCAGAAUCAUCCCCGUUUUCCUGAUUUGAUCCCUCGUGAUGUUAGCUCUCUCCCAAACUUUUAAUGGCUGUGAUCUUUUUUUUUUUUUGGCAAUUAUUGUUGCAUGUGUUGUAUAUUGAUGCCGCGGAUCCGUUUGUGUUUGGUGUAUUUUCUGGGGUGACCAGACCCUCAAAAGGGUCUUCUAAGAUUUUAGAGAUACUGUAUCCCAAAGUGAAGAGAGGAUCAAGGAGGAGGUGUGAAGACGUCACAUCAAAAGAAAAGUGUCGAUAUUUUAUUGUCUUUUUGCGCUGCUAAAAGCUAUGAAUUUGUUUCAUUAAUACAAAAGAAAUACCAUUACCUAGUCGUGAUGUGUCACAUGUGUGCUGCUAUUUUAUAAACAUUUGUAUUAUAAUAUAAUUAUUUUACUGCUUAAGAUACUUCCAGAAAAACAAAGUAGAUGG